AUGGUUCGAAGACGCAGCAGCAUCAGCUCCGUCGCAGUUCUCCUGAGCUUGUUGCUCGGCGCUGCUGCUCAGUACGACAGCUGCGUCAACGGCACGAUCGACGACAUCGGUAACGGUCGCUGCGACGCGGAGAACAACAGCCCAUCCUGCGGCUUCGACGGCGGAGACUGCUGUUCAUGCACGUGCACCGAUACUGUGCUCUACUCGUGCGCCGACAACGAAUUCGACUGCCUGUACCCCCUGUGUGGUGACGACUCAGCAGCCUCGGAGGAGGAAGCUUGUGUUGAGGACUGGCAGAGCGACGGUUUCUGCGACGAUGUGAACAACAACUAUUCAUGCGGCUACGACGGAGGAGAUGUGUGUGCACGUUGUGUCAAUCCGCGAAACGCUGCGGGGUGUCUGUACAUAGUGACUCCUUAG
Messenger RNA from Ectocarpus siliculosus, 420 nucleotides. The record is from the annotation of a GenBank genome assembly. Lineage: Eukaryota; Phaeophyceae; Ectocarpales; Ectocarpaceae.